AUGACCGCGUCUGAGCGAGAGAAGGCCCAACCAGCGAUGAUGUUACUCGUGGAGAAGCAAUUUGAAAAGACAAUUAAAGGUCGCCUAGUAUACCGAGGCGAUGGAACUCAUGAAUGGUUAUCGCGAGAGGACACUGCAAGUCCGACUGCUUUGCAAGAAGUAAUCACCACUACUUGUGUUAUUGAUGCACACGAAGGUAGAGAUAUAAUGACAAUGGACGUUCCUAACGCUUUCAUCCAAACUUCUAUGCCUGAAGCUAAGGAAGGAGAAGAUCAUAUCUACAUGAAAAUCACUGGCACGAUGGUCCAGAUAUUGAUUGAUAUGGCCCCAGAGUAUCGCAAAUACGUUGUAUUAGAGAACGGAAAGCGAGUAAUCUAUGUGCGGGUACUACGUGCUAUAUAUGGGAUGUUGCAAUAG
Molecule: messenger RNA, 417 nt
Organism: Cylindrotheca closterium
Lineage: Eukaryota; Bacillariophyta; Bacillariophyceae; Bacillariales; Bacillariaceae
Source: the annotation of a GenBank genome assembly